AUGAGCUUCUACCGCGGCACCGCGUCGCACCCGUGGCACGACCUGUCGCCCGGCGUCGACGCGCCCGAUGUUGUGCACGCGGUGAUCGAAAUCCCGCGCGGCUCCAAGGUCAAGUACGAGCUUGACAAGGACACUGGCCUCUGCUACGUCGACCGCAUCCUGUACUCCAGCGUGGUGUACCCCCACAACUACGGCUUCAUCCCCAAGACCCUCUGCGAGGACGCCGACCCCCUCGACGUGCUCGUGCUCAUGCAGGCAGGCGGCCGGCUUGAGUCCGUGGUGCCCAUGUGCUUCCUGCGCGCCAAGCCCAUCGGCGUGAUGCAGAUGCUCGACCAGGGGGAGCAGGACGACAAGCUGCCACUGGCCGGAAGGAUGGUGGCAGGCGGCGGCGCGGAAUGA
This is a messenger RNA of Monoraphidium neglectum, 399 nucleotides long. RefSeq lists its product as hypothetical. Gene Ontology annotation, cellular component: cytoplasm. The transcript has 4 exons. The record is from RefSeq and is a predicted model, not a curated record. Gene Ontology annotation, molecular function: magnesium ion binding; inorganic diphosphate phosphatase activity. Gene Ontology annotation, biological process: phosphate-containing compound metabolic process. Bases 1 to 399 code for a protein of 132 amino acids. Lineage: Eukaryota; Viridiplantae; Chlorophyta; Chlorophyceae; Sphaeropleales; Selenastraceae.